UAAAGCCACGUACGGUGGCUACUGUUUUUCGGAGGUGGAAGAAGAGUUAAUCUACUCCCUCCUUCUCCUCCGGUAACCAAUCUUUGGCGUUGGAGGGCAUGUUCAUUUUUCAUAUUCUGACCACACAUUUGCAUUUGGACGCGAUCCUUUCGAUUCUCUUCUUGUCUUCUCGUGAAUAUAUACUGAGCAUAUUUCUCAUCUUGGUUUCUUGGUUCACCAGCUGGGUUUGGUUUUUUUGGCCUUGCAAAAGUACUAUGCCUUGGCCUUGUUGAUAUAUUGUACAAUUUUUCCUUUCUUUUGGCGGGUUCCAAACUGAUAUACGAGCAA
Molecule: messenger RNA, 327 nt
Organism: Aspergillus wentii DTO 134E9
Lineage: Eukaryota; Fungi; Ascomycota; Eurotiomycetes; Eurotiales; Aspergillaceae
Exons: 1
Coding region: 99-272 (57 amino acids)
Source: RefSeq, a predicted model, not a curated record